AUGGAGAGUAAAAAGAGUUGGUUGCAAGCGUACAUUCCUCAGAAACCAUCCGAUUAUGUAGCAUUCUUAUUCAUGAUUGUUAUGCUUUGGGUAAUUGCACUCUUUGAACUAUUUGUUGUCCUACCGCUUUACCACGAACCCUUCUCGUCAUGGUGGUGUUUACACGUGUUUUGCGGUUUUUUCUUGUGGUUGAAUGUGUUCGCCAACUUUUUCUUUCUGAUCACAACGGAUACAACAGGAAAGAAUCUGGGAAUGCCGUCCGUAUUGAAGCCCGGCUGGACUUAUUGUCCAUUCUGUCAACUGAACGCACCUCCAAGAGCCCAUCAUUGCCAAGUCUGCAACGAAUGUGUUUUGAAGCGAGAUCACCACUGUAUUUUUGCCGGAAAGUGUGUCGGCUUCUGGAACUAUCGCUAUUACAUGUUUCUAGCGUUGUACCUUUGGUUAGGAGCUUUUUAUGCCAAUGCUUUUCAUCACGAAUAUGUAACGUCGGAAAUCGGCAGUUUCAGCGUUGCAACAGUACUCACCAUGGUCACUCCAAUCUUGAUGUGGAUGUUAGGAUACACGACUCUUUACGGAUUUUUCAUUUCCUUCAUGACGGGGCUUUCCAUCUUUGCGUUCAUUCUCUUUAGUGGCAUGCUGUUCUUUCAGAUUAGAAUCAUUUCUCGCGGUCAGACUUCGUAUGAGAGAAAGAAGAAAAAGAAAGAAUAUGACCUCGGCUGGAAGCAAAAUUUCUUGGACGUUUUUGGAGAGAAAUGGUAUUUAGCUUGGAUCUGGCCCACUGUAAGUUCACCUUUGCCAGGAGAUGGGACAAAUUACAAGAAAACGUAUUUUCAAGAAAGCAAGGACCUCUGA
Molecule: messenger RNA, 852 nt
Organism: Pocillopora meandrina
Lineage: Eukaryota; Metazoa; Cnidaria; Anthozoa; Scleractinia; Pocilloporidae
Source: the annotation of a GenBank genome assembly